AUGCUUCAGAAAUGUGAUGAGACAUAUGAUAAUGGUAAUGGGAUCUCGAAAGAAGAAUAUUGGUCUAGAAUAGUGAAUAUCUCUAUAGAAGUAAUAGAAAGACUUCGUGAUGAAGUUAAUGACUUUCUUAGAAAUGAUAAUGGAUCAACUUAUCUCAAAAUGGCAUAUGAGGAAGUCUUAUUUUCAGUAGUAUUUACUGGAAAGAAAAAAUACUAUAGCAUCUCACAUAGAAGAGAGUCUAACUUUAAUAAUAAGCUUUUUAUUCGAGGGGUUGAGAUUGUAAAGCGGAGGCAGUCUAAAUACUUUCGUGAGGUAGAUAGAUAUUCCUGUGAAGAAGCAGAUACCAAACAACGCAUAAAAAAGGGCUUAACACCUGAGCCUUAUCUUUAUGAAAUCCCAGAACCAGACGAACGCUUUGAGUAUAUUAUAGCUGAGAAUGAUUUAUCAUGCCUAAGUGCCUUUAGCCA
Messenger RNA from Funneliformis geosporum, 467 nucleotides. The record is from the annotation of a GenBank genome assembly. NCBI's taxonomy places the organism in Eukaryota, Fungi, Glomeromycota, Glomeromycetes, Glomerales, Glomeraceae.